Messenger RNA from Formica exsecta, 2185 nucleotides. RefSeq names its product porphobilinogen deaminase-like. Lineage: Eukaryota; Metazoa; Arthropoda; Insecta; Hymenoptera; Formicidae. The coding region runs from base 379 to 1452 and encodes 357 amino acids. Gene Ontology annotation, molecular function: hydroxymethylbilane synthase activity. Gene Ontology annotation, biological process: heme biosynthetic process. The record is from RefSeq and is a predicted model, not a curated record. Gene Ontology annotation, cellular component: cytoplasm. The transcript is spliced from 6 exons.
UAUCAUUAGUCGCGUUGCGCGUUCAUCACGAUGAGAACGUAGUGUAUCACCGUCGUUCUUCCAAAUUUCUCAAUCAUCAAUUUCACAUUCUGCUGCAGUGUCAGUGACUGUGAAUAACGUAAUCCAGUACGUACAUAUUAAUCUACAUAACGUGUUCCUAUCCAUCUCCCUCGGGACGGCGAUUGCAAAGUCAUCGUUAAGGUUAAGGUUAAACACGGUUUCUGUGGUCGCAGUGAAAGUGCUUAUGCUCUUCGACCCAAUUCAUGUCCCCAUCUCUUGCUCACGCUUCGUAUUUGAUACAUUCCAAAAUUCGAGAUCUCGUCUCUCCGCACUCACUGAUAUUUGUGUCAAGCUAUACCGGGUGUUCCAAACGUGGCGAUGAACGGCGCGGAGAAAUGUGACGUAAUCCGAGUUGGAUCUCGGAAAAGUGAGUUGGCCUUGAUACAAACUAAGCAUGUGAUACAAUGCCUAAAAGAAAUAUAUCCAAAGAAAGAAUUUGAAAUAGUAACAAUGAAUACUAAGGGGGAUAAGAUUUUGGAUAAAUCUUUACCAAAAAUUGGUGAAAAGUCACUAUUUACGGAAGAGUUGGAAAUAGCUUUGGAAAAUGGUCGCGUUGAUUUUGUGGUGCACUCAUUGAAAGACUUACCAACAACACUGCCAACAGGAAUGGCUCUAGGUGCAAUAUUAAAACGCGAAGAUCCACGUGAUGCAGUAGUUAUGUCGAAAAAGUUCAAAGGUGAAACAUUAUCUUCAUUGCCAAAAGAUAGCGUCAUAGGUACUAGUUCUUUACGUAGAUCAGCGCAACUAUCUCGAAAUAUGCCUCAUUUGAAGGUAGAAAAUAUUCGUGGGAACUUGAAUACUAGAUUGAAAAAAUUAGAUGAAGAAAAUGGUUCGUAUGCUGCAAUAAUAUUAGCUGCAGCUGGUUUAAAAAGAAUGAGCUGGGAAGACAGAAUAAGUCAACUUCUAGAACCUGAAGAAGCUCUCUAUGCUAUUGGUCAGGGUGCAUUAGGCGUUAAAUGCCGAGAAUCAGAUUGGGAUAUACGUUCUCUUUUAGAACCAUUAUUCGAUGUAGAAACCACAUUGAGAUGUGUAUGCGAACGUUCUUUUCUAAAAACUCUGGGCGGUGGAUGUUCCGCACCAGUCGCGGUAUCUUCAUUCUUAAAAGAGAACGAGUUAACAAUUACCGGUGCUGUAUGGUCUCUAGAUGGUCAAACCUUAGUUACAAAUACCUCUAAAAGUAAAUUGUACUUACCCGACGAUGAUGGCGAGCCUCCACGGAAAUGUCCGUAUCAAGAACCUCGCCUUUACUGUAGUGUUACUCCUGGCAAAGUAAGCAGCAUAAGUCUUCUCGGUGCAGAGCUGCUCGGUAAAGAUUUAGCCAAAAAUCUUAUUGAGAAAAAUGCUCUUGACGUGAUGUCACAAGCUAGAAAUGAAAUCUUGGAUUCAAAAUAGUUAUGGGUUGUUUAUUUAGGUAAUAUUUGGUAUUUUUGAAGUUAGAGAAUACAUGUAUGUUAAUGUAAAGCAACAAUGAUUGCUAAUUUCCUUUUCAUGACUGUGUGAAUAUUCAUUAUAAAGUUCUAUUUAUAUAUGCUCAAGAUGGAAACUUUGAUCAGAGAGUACAAAUAGUAUUAUAUUACUUUGUCCUUUCUGAUUAUAUUAAUUCUGCUUUACAUAUCAUACACAAUUUAUGUCUUAUUUAUGAAUCAGAAAAAGUACAAAACAAGUAUGAUAGAUAUAUUGGUCAGCAUCCCUAUUUGUCGCAUGUAACUUACUAGCCCAUGUCUCUUGAUCAUAUUAAUAUUGGAAAAUGUUGUAAAAUAUUUUAUAUAAUAUUGAAGUUUUUAUGUUAAUAUAUUUUUGCUUUUUAAUGAAUGUAUGGUACUCAUGGAAAGCAUGAGGAGUAUUACAUAUGUAUAUUUAAUUUAUUGUUACAUAAAUGUUCUAUAAUUUGUUAUUAUUGACAAAGCAAAUGUUACAUAGAAAUUUUAUUAUUGUUGACUAUAAUUCAGCCUAUUGCAAAAUACUGCCAUAUAUAAUAGGAUGAAUAAUAGUCAGUGACAUAUACUUCCAUUUCAAUUAAACAAAUUAUAAUCAAAUUUCAAUAAUUAUUAUAAUAAUCAAGUUGUACUUGCAGAGAACUUAUAAGCAUAAUUAUAGCAUGAGAAUAGAAUACACAUCUUCUAUU